Molecule: messenger RNA, 552 nt
Organism: Cylicocyclus nassatus
Lineage: Eukaryota; Metazoa; Nematoda; Chromadorea; Rhabditida; Strongylidae
Source: the annotation of a GenBank genome assembly
AUGCGCACACUUUGCUUCGUUCUUCUUCUUAUUUCAACUGUUCUGGUAACGGACACCGUUACAAUGGAGAUUCAAAGAGACAAACGCCAAGUAUCCCAACCAGUACCCCAACCUGUACCCCAACCAAUACCCCCAUCCCGUGGACCUAUAAUUGGAGGACAAGCUGGCGUGCGCCCAGAUCUAAGACGUCCAACUCCACUCAUCGGAGGCCAAGCCGGCGUAAGACCAGACUUGAGACGUCCACAAUGAGCUCCUAUGCUGGGACAUGGUGUUGACCACCCAGCAUUGAAGAACAACCCAAAUUACUUUGCAAACUAAAAUCUAAUUCAUUUGAUUUGUAACACCCUUCACUUUGUGUGCUUUAGUUUCGCAAGAAAUAUUUCUGGAGUAUUAUUGGAUAAUCAAAGCACAACGACGGAUAGAAGUUUUUAGCAACUAAUAAGUUAUGCGAUUGAUGACACCCAUAAACUUGCGUUCGUAUGUUUAUGCUUUAUGCCCACAUUUACCAGUUGUCUAUGCAGUCAUUUUCUUUCAUAUAAUAAAGCAAAAAAA